CUUGCUUUUUUGUUACGUUUGCAUUACAGAGGAUCGUUUGGAAAUGUUUAAUUUCGUCACGAGGUGUGACAAAGGGUUAAACCCAUCCUUUUUGUUUUGUCUUCAGUAUCAUCAGUCUUAAAAUGCAUCUAACGUUCUCCUCAGAUCAGCAGAAGAGAUACGAAGCUUCCCCCUCUGUGACCUUUCCUCCCGUUUCUCCCCUACAGACAGAUCGUCAGUAUGACGCCCACCAGGCCCACCGCUCCUCAAAGCCGCCCAAGGACUCCUACCUGGUGGAGCAGGUGUUCAGCCCACACCACCUCCCUCCCGCCGUCAAGUCUCACGUGAAGGGCAGCCCUCUCUACACGGACCUGCGGCUGACCGGCCUCGCUGACGGCAAGCGCUCCCAGCCCUCCUGGACCAUUGAAGAGUACAAACGUAACUCAGGAGACAAGAACAAGCUCAGCGCUCUGGACCUGCAGGUCCAGGAGUCGCUCAACCCCAACAAUCUGGAGUACUGGAUGGAGGACAUCUACACGCCGGGCUAUGAUUCGCUGCUCAAGCGCAAGGAGGCGGAGUUUCGCAGAGCCAAGGCGUGUAAAAUCGGCGCAUUGAUCGCUGCGGCCGCCUGCACUGUGAUACUGGUCAUCGUAGUGCCCAUUUGCACCAUGAAGUCUUGAGGUUUCUCUUUUUUUCUGUCGGAUGGUGUUCGUUUCACUUGGACAAACAUGGGACUUCAUUUGCGGGGAUUGUAAUUAGGUCUGAUUUCAGCCUUAGACUUUCCUGGAAUGUCAAUCGAAAUAUAUCACAACAAAGAGUUAAGGAUUGCAAAUUGACGUGUCUUUUUUUAUUUACCCUAGUCAAUAUUUAUAACUUGACUAAAUUAUUUGUUAUGUAGUAGAUGGCCUUACUUAAAGGCUUGGAGGUGCACCCUUGUUUUAUAGUGCAGAAUAUAAUGUACCGAUAUAUUUUAUGUCUGUUUCUUUUUCUGGUAUUGCAGUAGAAACUAAAGGGAAAGCUUUAUGUUUAAGCGCAUUCUAUUUUUUACUUUACUAUGAUUAUGAGAAUUUUAACGAGAGUUAUUUUUCGAUGAAUACGCCGACAGAAUGUUUUAAAGACGAGUUGGAUUUAUCUUUGGAAAUCACUGGAAUGUUUGGGCUCGUGCAAUGCCUUUUUAUAAGGAUUAUAUAUUCAGAUAGCGCAAAUAUAGUUCAUGUGUGCAUUCAAUAAGAACUUAAAGGAAAAGUUCAGUCAAAAAUGAAAGUCUGUCAUUGUAUAUUCACCCUC
Sinocyclocheilus grahami is the source of this 1266-nucleotide messenger RNA. RefSeq names its product UPF0258 protein KIAA1024-like. Bases 123 to 659 code for a protein of 178 amino acids. Gene Ontology annotation, biological process: negative regulation of TOR signaling; negative regulation of cell population proliferation. NCBI's taxonomy places the organism in Eukaryota, Metazoa, Chordata, Actinopteri, Cypriniformes, Cyprinidae. The record is from RefSeq and is a predicted model, not a curated record. Gene Ontology annotation, cellular component: plasma membrane. The transcript has 2 exons.